This is a messenger RNA of Paramecium octaurelia, 382 nucleotides long. The record is from the annotation of a GenBank genome assembly. Lineage: Eukaryota; Ciliophora; Oligohymenophorea; Peniculida; Parameciidae.
CUUGUAUUCAACAAAAAGUUAAAUAAAUCAGACUGAAACUGGUAAAAGGAGAAUUAGAAAAUAGGGGAGAAAGGUUUGAAAAAUUGGAUGAUAUCAUCAAAGCAUAUUAUAAUAGAGAUGGCAUUAUAAAUAAGCUGGAUUAUAUAAAGAGAAAAGAAUUUAUUUUAGUAAGUCUUACUAGAUCUUCUUAUUCAAAGAAAGGAUUAAAAUGCCAUUUAUAUUGAGUGGUAGAAUAGAAAUCUCUAAUAUUUUUGAACUAAUAUUAUCAGUCGUUUAGGAACCAUCUUUUUGAAAUCUAAAAAGAGAAGUGAAGUGAAAAAUCAAGUGGGAGACAGAUGUUGCGAUUUGUGAAAACAAUUCUAAUUAGGUGAUAAAGAGGAGA